AUGAUUUCCCUAGACAACUCAGCAACUUCCACUCCUGAUUACCUGCGCCUAAUUCUUACUUCUAGAGUUUAUGAAAUUGUUAAAGAAUCACCUUUGCAACAUGCCACAAAUCUUUCGAUAAAAACGAAUAAUAAAAUCUUAUUAAAAAGAGAAGAUUUGCAAGAUGUCUUUUCAUUUAAGAUUAGGGGUGCUUAUAAUAAGAUUGCUCAUUUGACAGAAGAAGAAAGAAAGCAGGGUGUUAUAGCAUGUUCUGCUGAUGCCAGUGCAACACCGACAAUUAAAUGGCAAAAUGUUAAGCGACUUGGCGCUAAAGUUGUUCUUUAUGGUUCUGAUUUCGAUGAGGCAAAGGGAGAAUGUGCUCGUUUAAUAGAGCAAGAAAAAUUUACAAAUAUUCCUCCUUACGAUGAUCCUUAUGUUAUAGCCGGCCAAGGAACUAUCGCGAUGGAGAUCCUUCGUCAAUACAAUAUGGAGAAGAUAGAUGCUAUCUUUGUUUGUGUUGGCGGUGGUGGUCUUAUUGCUGGUAUCGGAAGUUAUGUAAAAAGCUUAUGUCCAAAGAUCAAAAUUAUUGGAGUAGAAACCUAUGACGCUAACGCCAUGACACUUUCGUUGAAAGCAAAAAAGCGUGUAACCCUUGAUGAGGUCGGAUUAUUUGCGGAUGGUGCUGCCGUUAGAAUUGUGGGCGAGGAAACUUUUAGGGUGUGUAGCGAAGUUGUUGACGAAAUGAUUAACGUGUCCAAUGACGAAAUAUGUGCUGCUAUUAAAGAAAUUUUUGAAGACACUCGAUCAAUAGUCGAACCAGCUGGUGCACUUUCAGUGGCAGGAAUUAACAAAUACGUCGCGGAAAAUAAAAUUACAGGUGGUUGUUUUGUAGCCGUUACCUCCGGAGCAAAUAUGAACUUUGAACGUCUAAGAUUUGUCGCUGAACGUGCUGAAUUGGGUGAACGACGUGAAGCCUUGAUUUCUGUGAUCAUACCUGAACGUCCUGGAAGUUUCAUUCAACUAUACAAUCACAUCCACCCGCGUCCAAUAACCGAGUUUUCGUAUAGAUAUUCGGAUUCAAAACAAGCAUGGAUCUACAUGUCUUUCGGUGUUCAAAAUCGCGAAGAAGAACUUCCACAAAUCCUGGAUAAGUUGGAAAAAGACGGUAUGCACGGUCAAGAUAUAAGCGAUAAUGAAAUGGCCAAGAGUCAUGCUCGGUACCUGGUUGGUGGAAGAAGUAAUGUCGAGAAUGAACGACUUUAUCGCUUCGAAUUCCCGGAACGGCCCGGAGCACUGCAAAAGUUUCUUUUGGGAUUAAGAUCAAAUUGGAAUAUUUCAUUAUUUCAUUACCGCAAUCACGGCUCCGAUAUGGGAAAGGUGUUGGUUGGAAUUCAAGUACCACCUCAAGAUUCAGAGGCAUUUGAAAAUUUCAAAAAUAAUCUAGGAUAUCUUGCUAUAGACGAAACAAAAAAUCCAGUUUAUAAUCAAUUCCUAAAAUAG
This is a messenger RNA of Acaulospora morrowiae, 1479 nucleotides long. NCBI's taxonomy places the organism in Eukaryota, Fungi, Glomeromycota, Glomeromycetes, Diversisporales, Acaulosporaceae. The record is from the annotation of a GenBank genome assembly.